CCGCCCCCACCUCCUCCCUCGCUCCCACCCGCCCAUGCCGCCUAUCCGCGCCCCUCUCACACACUCCCGACCUCCUCCCGGCGUGCCACCGCCCCUGCUCCUCCCUCCUCCAGGAGGACGCACCGCCGCCCCUGUUCUUCCUUCCUCCUGUCGGCAUGUGCGCCGCCGCCCCUCUGGCCGUCGCCGGCAUCCCGUUCGACCCCGUGGAUCCGAGGAAGAUGGAGACAAUGGAUGAUGGGAAGGAGCAGCGGCUGCCUCGUGGUGACCUCGUGGAAGCAGACGGUCAACAAAGACCACCAUCGAGGCUGCUACUAGUUGAUCGAGGGUCUGAUAAUGGACGUGACACAGCCGCUGGAGAGGAGAUUAUAAUAUGGAAAAUAGCAGUAGAGGAGGAAGCUGGAGCUGGUAGAUCAAUUGAGCAAGAGUUCCAGACCCAGGUUACUCCAAGAACAAGUGCCUCAGAAAAGAUGAGGGGCCGUAGUGCGCGCGAGGGAAGCGGAGGCCGCCGCGCCGGUGGCCGCGGCCGAGGGUUAUGGGCUUGCAGCAUGCAGAAGCCUCCUGUCGCACCCACCGUCGAUAUCCCCGUCAUGUGCUACCAGAUCCUGGGUGUCACGGGGAAGACCAACAAGGAAGAUGUGGUCAAGUUGGUGAUAGAGCUGAAGAAAACGGAGAUGGAAGAUGGGUACAUGGAAUAG
Molecule: messenger RNA, 695 nt
Organism: Triticum dicoccoides
Lineage: Eukaryota; Viridiplantae; Streptophyta; Magnoliopsida; Poales; Poaceae
Exons: 4
Coding region: 156-695 (179 amino acids)
Source: RefSeq, a predicted model, not a curated record